GCUAAUUGGAAUUACUCCACCUCUUCGGAUUCCUGCACAUCACAACUUUAGAUGGACCAAACUAUUCACCAGUCUGUAAUCGAUAGUGAGAGGGAAUAUCUGGACUUUCUGGAUGAUACCGAUGAGUACAAAGACCGAAUUAACUCCUUGAUCACCCGUGACGCUGUUCGUCUGAUAAUUAACGUAAAUGAUCUGCGUCGUGAGAAUCCCGCACGAUGCAAAAAACUGUUAAAAGAUUCCUCAACUGAACUUGUGGCUUGCCAAAGGGCUCUGAGAAGAUGCAUCCAAAAUGUGAACCCCGACUUUGCCAAAGGAAAGCAUGAUUUUUUUGUUGGUUUCGAGGGCAGUUUUGGGUCUAGACAUGUCACUCCAAGGACUCUGAGUUCAAAACUACUCGGUUCGAUUGUCUGUUUGGAAGGGAUUGUCACAAAAGCGUCACUUAUCCGACCAAAAGUCGUUUGUAGCGUCCACUACUGCCCAGCCACUAAAAAAUCCAUUGAAAAGCGGUACGCCGAUCUUACGAGUUUGGAGGCAUACCCUUCUUCUGGCGUCUACCCCACUCGAGAUGACGACGGGAACUUAUUGGAAACAGAAUACGGGCUGUCUGUUUAUCAAGACCACCAAACUCUCACAAUCCAAGAAAUGCCCGAGACUGCUCCUGCUGGGCAGUUGCCUCGAUCUGUAGACGUCCUGCUAGACAGUGAUCUGGUCGAUGCCGUACAGCCUGGUGAUCGCGUUCAGGUUGUUGGUCAGUAUCGCUGUCUCCCCGGCAAAAAGAAUGGAUUCACCUCGGCUAACUUCCGAACAGUAUUGAUAGCAAACAAUAUACAAUCGUUGAGCAAGGAUUCUGGACCGAGCUUCUCUGACAAGGACAUCAGUAUGAUGCGACUUAUUUCCAAACGGAAUGACGUACUGUCUCUCUUGACCCGAUCGAUUGCUCCGUCCAUCCACGGCCACGAGCAAAUCAAGCGUGCAAUUCUUCUCCUCCUUCUCGGUGGAGUCGAGCGUCAAUUGUCAAACGGAUCUCGUAUUCGAGGGGACAUCAACCUGCUACUAAUGGGCGAUCCAUCUGUUGCCAAGUCACAAUUUCUCAGAUUCGUUCUGCAUGUGGCUCAUCGGGCUAUAGCAACUACGGGCAGGGGAUCAUCUGGUGUCGGUUUGACUGCAGCCGUCACUACAGAUAUGGAGACAGGUGAACGCAGUCUUGAAGCUGGUGCCACUGUUUUGGCCGACCGAGGCAUUGUUUGUAUUGAUGAAUUUGACAAGAUGUCCGAUAUCGACCGUACUGCUAUUCACGAGGUCAUGGAACAGGGACGGGUCACCAUUGCCAAGGCCGGCAUACAAGCCAAACUGAAUGCUCGAUGCUCUGUUUUGGCUGCCGCCAAUCCCGUCUAUGGUAAAUACGAUCAGUAUAAGACUCCGAUGGAAAAUAUCGGACUCCAGGUGAGCCUAACCAGUAGACUUCCACUUCCUCGCAUUCCUAUUCUACUGUUCGCGCACCACAAGUAG
Messenger RNA from Dicrocoelium dendriticum, 1509 nucleotides. The record is from the annotation of a GenBank genome assembly. Lineage: Eukaryota; Metazoa; Platyhelminthes; Trematoda; Plagiorchiida; Dicrocoeliidae.